UGAAUAAGAAGAAGAACCUAAAUACAAUAAUGACAACUCGAUAAGUUUCGCGCUCUUUUCAGAAAACUUCUGCGAAAGACAAGUAUUUGAUCUGCGAAGUAUUUUAACUAAAAUAAAUGAAUCUAACGUAAAAAUGGAUGAGUCCCCAUCAAAUCAUCGAGCGAAAAGACAGAGAAUCGACAAGCAUGGGCGCUUCGCUGCAUUGGCCAAAUUGAAGGAGCUUAAAGGUUCCAAACACAAAUACGAAAUCAGCGAAGAUGUGGACAAUGUUUACGACGAAGUAGACGAACAGGAAUACUCCAACAGAGUGACGUCAAGAGCCCUGGACGAUUGGAUUGAAGAUGAUGGCACGGGCUAUGUCGAGGAUGGACGGGAAAUAUUUGACGAUGACGAAGAAGAUCUACCUCGUAAAAACGUCAGCAAAACGAAGAGAAGUGACAAGAAGAGAGUGAAAGACAUUGGAGAUCCAGUACAGGGCAAAGGAUCCAUUAAGAGUUUGUUUGGCAACGCUGUUCCAAAGAAGAAGGAUAGUAACGUCAAGUUGGAGGAUGACAACAUCUUGGCUGAUAUUCUAUGUGAGCUGGAUGGUAACACAGCUAAUGUUGUGAGUGCAACGCCUCAUUCAACUUCGUCACUUAAGGCAGUACAAGAAGAGAAGAAGGCGAUUAACGAUUAUAUGGCCAGUUUUUCGAAGAAUGUGCUAAAAAAGCGCGAGUUGAAAGAGGUUGAUACAGCUAGUGAUGAUGAAAUCUUGGAGAAAAUCAUGAAGCCAGCCAAAGUAAUUAAAACAGACGUCGUCAAGUCCACCGCCUUAUCGGCAAACACUAGAGCAACAACGGUCAAAUCGGUUCCAAGAAACGUCUUUAAAAUCGAAGAACCCAAGGCUGUAGCAGAAACUAAGAUGGAAAUGACCAACGGCGAUACUCAUGAAAUUGAUCACUUUGGCGACGAUGACGACAUUGAUUUCAGUGUGCUAGAAACUGACGAUCUCAAUUUGGUAGAGAAUGCUAAUGUAUCGGUAAAAGUAGAGGAACCUGUGACCAAACAAAUCGAUUCACCGGAUGCCAAAGCAAAAUCUGCGGUCAAAACGUCUGACAUUUUUGCGAAUAUUCGUCCGAAUUGGGACAGUGCAUUUAGCAUGGAAGAUGAUGACGAUGCUGAUUUGAUAAACGCCGUUGCUGAUGUCGUUGAUGAUGCAAUGGUGACCGAUGACAAGCAAAGUGACAUGAAAUUCUGGUACUGGGACGCCUGGGAACAUCCGAACAAUCCGGGUCAAAUUUUCUUGUUUGGUAAAAUUGCGGCUGAUAACAAAAACGCACGGUCAACCGAAUACAAAUCGAUCUGCGUGAAAGUAGAGAAUGUUGAUCAUUGCAUCUACGUUCUGCCGAGAGAGUUUGUCAUGGACACGGACACUAAUCGUCUGACAAAAACCCCUGUAACUAUGAAAGCUGUUUACGAGGAAUUCCGCGAUUCGAUUGCCAAGAAGAAUGGAAUUGGCGAGUUUCGUUCGAAGCCUGUCACAAAGAACUUUGCGUUCAGUGUACCGGAUGUAAAUGUUCCAAUGACCUGCGAGUAUUUGGAGGUCCGUUAUGAUGGUCGAACCAAACCUAUCGACAUGAAAUACUUCAACAACAAGUACAAAACCGUUGCGCACAUCUUUGGAACGAAUGCUUCGUCGUUGGAAACGUUUCUGCUUCAUCGAAAAAUCAAGGGUCCCUGUUGGUUAAACCUUAAAGACUACAAAAUGAACGACCAACCAAUGUUCAGUUGGUGCAAAUCCGAAAUGACAGUGCCAAACAUUCAAUCGAUUUCCGUGAACGAAGUACAAAGCAAAAAUCCCCCACCAGUCGCUGUGGCCACUGUAAACGUGCGAUCGUCGCUAAAUCCGAACACAAUCAAAAAUGAGGUGUGCAUGAUCACCAUAGCGCAUCACAACAAUUUCCCCAUCGAUCAACCAGCACCGAGACCACAAUUUCAGAAACACUUUUGCGGUUACACUCGACCAAAGUCUCAGAAUUGGCCGUUGGACAUUAAGGCUAAGCAUGAGGAAUUCAAGAUUACGAAAAUUGUCAAAGCUGAUUCGGAACGUGAAUUGUUGUCGUGGUUCUUGGCUACAUUUAAGAGCAUCGAUCCUGAUCUGAUUGUCGUCAACGACGCGAACGACUGUCAAUUGGAUGUUAUUUGGGACCGUAUCAACAACAGCAACAUUUCCAAUUGGUCUUGUCUGGGUCGAUUGAAAUUUCGCAACAAAAAUAAAUGGAAAUGGGACAACGUUAUAAUCGGCCGUAUGGUGUGCGAUGUUAAGAGUCAAGCCGAACAAUUGCAUAGAUCACUACGCAGCUACGAUCUGGGUACAUUGUGUGUGGAGUUGCUGAAGACCAAAGAAGAGGAUCACAUGCAAAUUUCCAAUGACGAUUUGUAUGCGUUCUAUGAAACCGGUGCCGGUGUGAUGAAACUCAUUACCUUGACGAUGAACGACUGCAUGUCCAUUCUUAGACUGAUGUGCGAAAUGAAUGUACUACCACUGGCAUUGCAGUUGACGAACAUUUGUGGCAAUUUAAUGGGAAAAACGUUGAUGGGAGCGAGCUCAGAACGGAUCGAAUAUCUACUGUUGCAUGCUUUCUUCGAAAAGGAUUACAUUGUGCCGGAUAAACGGAUACGCCAAAAGAGUUGGGAAACAAACGACACGCUUGCUACUGAAACGCCAGCAGCUGGAAAGAAGAAGCCACAAUAUGCAGGCGGUAUGGUGCUGGAACCGAUCAAAGGAUUCUAUGACACCUUCAUCUUGCUGAUGGACUUUAACUCUCUGUAUCCGAGUAUCAUUCAGGAGUACAACAUUUGCUUUACAACCGUAACCGAUCCUGUGAACAAAGAAAUUAUUCCCGACCUGCCCGACCCAGGAACUGAACAAGGAAUUUUACCGAAACAAAUUCGCCGUCUGGUUGAGAGUCGUAGAGAUGUGAAAAAGCUGAUGGCAAAUCCUGAUCUGAAGAGCAUCGUUCGAAUGCAAUACCACACCAGACAGCAAGCGCUGAAACUUACGGCCAAUUCGAUGUACGGAUGUUUGGGUUUUGCAAAUUCUCGUUUUCGUGCCCAACAUCUUGGUGCGCUGGUUACAGCCAAGGGUCGAGAAAUUUUGAUGAACACGAAAAGUUUGGUGCAGAAAAUGAACUUCGAAGUAAUUUACGGCGACACCGACAGCAUAAUGAUCAAUUCGAAUUGUGUGGAUUACGAUCAAGUGAUGCGAAUUGGACAGCAAAUUAAGCAAGCCGUAAACAAAGUGUACAAAGAAGUUGAACUGGACAUUGACGGUGUGUUCAAGUGUAUGCUGUUGCUGAAAAAGAAAAAGUACGGCGCCGUUACCAUUUCAAAAUUGAAAUCCGGAGAGUUCGAAACGUGUCAGCAGUUGAAAGGUUUGGAUAUCGUGCGACGAGAUUGGUCUCAAGUCGCUAUCAUGGCUGGUAAAUUGGUCGUUGAGGAAUUGUUCAACACCGAUCGUCCCAUAGAUGACCGAAUCGACACAAUCCACUCCCAUCUCGAGACAUUCAAACGGAACAUCGAAGACGACGUUACUCCAUUGCCAUUGUUCAAUAUCACGCAGCAGUUGAAGAAAAUGCCCAAAGACUACACGAACGUUAUGCAAAAUCCGCACGUCCAAAUCGCGUUGAGACUGAACGCAAACAAAACGAAACGAUUCAAGAAAGGCGACACUAUCAAUUACAUCAUCUGUGACGAUGGUACCGACAAACCGCCCAUGCAACGUGGCUACCACAUGGACGAAUUCAAAACGAAUCCCAAUCUGAAGGUGGACAAAUUGUACUACUUGGAGAAACAGAUUCAUCCCAUUGUGACGCGUUUGGUUGAACCAAUCGAGGGCACUGACGCAAGCCGUAUUGCUACAUUUUUGGGACUCGAUUCGAGUAAAUACAUUCAGGCUGCACGACGAGCACAACAAGACAGAGCCGAUGCUGGAAUUGGUGAGUCAGUCAUCAAGACUUCCCUACAAAAAUAUCGAUACUGCAAACGGUUUACGUUCAAGUGCAGAGCGUGCAAGACAGAAAAUGUGGUUGCGUCAGCAUUUAAAAAGAAUGAAUCGGCUCUGCAACAAUGUUCGAAUCCGGAAUGCAGCGAUCGUCCGUAUGAACAUGUGGCUUACAUCCAGAAUCAAUUGACACUGACCAUUCGUCAGUGUAUCAGUCGGUUCUAUGAAAACUGGCUGGUUUGUGACGAGCCUACUUGCAACAGCAACACCCGGACGUACACACACGUGACUGUGAACAAUCGCCCCGUUUGUCGUGAAUGUAAAACUGGAUUUUUGCUCCGGCAAUAUUCAGAAAGCGAGCUGAAUGAUCAAAUCUCCUACUUCCGGUACAUGUUCGAUUUGGAAGCUCAUUCAGAGGCCCAAAUCAAAGUUCCGCCACAAGUUGAAGCUUCGUAUAAGAUUCUAAAGGAUGCCAUCGAUCAGAUUUUAUCACAGUCAGCAUUUUGCGUUAUCAAACUGUCGAAGCUCUUUGAACGCUUACAGCCGGUGCCUAAACAAAUUCCAUUAAAUUGAAAUUAUUUUUGAGAGAAACUAAAGUUGCAGACAUGCCUUUUCGCUCAUAAUUUUAACUUAAUAAAUUUUCAUUUUAAAAUAA
Bradysia coprophila is the source of this 4637-nucleotide messenger RNA. It is a transcript of the gene PolA1, whose product is annotated as DNA polymerase alpha catalytic subunit. Gene Ontology annotation, biological process: mitotic DNA replication initiation; leading strand elongation; lagging strand elongation. NCBI's taxonomy places the organism in Eukaryota, Metazoa, Arthropoda, Insecta, Diptera, Sciaridae. Gene Ontology annotation, cellular component: alpha DNA polymerase:primase complex. Gene Ontology annotation, molecular function: chromatin binding; single-stranded DNA binding; nucleotide binding. The record is from RefSeq and is a predicted model, not a curated record.